UUCAUGUGCUCUGUCCUUCUUCUGAUCUGUACUUUUCUUCAAACUUUGCACAAUUUGGAAGGAUCUUGCACACCUGUUGUCAAGAUGAAGUUUGAGAAUGUCCUGGCAGAUGUUGAUGGUUUUGGAAGAUUCCAAAUCAGAAUGAUUGUCCUGAUGGUGAUUCCUCGAUUCGCUUUGCCUUUUCACUUUCUGCUGAACAAUUUCAUUGCUGACAUUCCAUCUCACCACUGUGACAUUAGUGGAGUGGAUCACAGAGGUGUUUUUAGGAAUCUAUCUCUUGCUCAAAGACUUGCUGUCAGCAUUCCCAUCCAGGAGGAUGGAACACCGAGGACCUGCGAGAUGUUUGCAGAACCUCAGUAUCACCUGCUCCUCAACUCCUCCAACAUGACGGACGUACUCAUAGUGCCGUGCCAGAAUGGAUGGGUGUAUGACAACUCCACUUUUGCAUCCACUCUGGCCACACAAUGGGAUCUAGUUUGUGACAAGAAAAGAAUGAACAAAGCUACAGCAACUAUCUUCUUCACUGGGGUGAUGAUUGGAGCUGCAGUGUUCGGAUAUCUGAGUGACAGGUUUGGCAGGAAAACAACACUUCAGAUUGCCUACAUGACAACAGUCACCUUUGGAUUUGCAAGUGCUUUUGCGCAUAAUUUACUAAUGUUUACUAUCAUGCGGUUCUUUACUGGACUUGGAACCUCUGGAAUCAGCAUCAUCACCUUUGCCCUUUGUGUUGAAUGGGUAGAUAUUCAGCACCGAACCAUUGUGGGUGUUUUAUUGAGCCUGGACUGGAGCGUUGGCACCAUUCUGCUUAGUCUUGCCGCAUACUUGGUAAAUGACUGGAGAUACCUCACUGCCGUAGCAACCACCCCUGUGGUUCUGGCAAUGCUCACUUGGUGGUGGCUCCCUGAGUCUGCCAGAUGGCUAAUAAGUCAAGCAAAGGUCCAUCGCGCUCAUUUCUACUUGAGCAUUUGUGCAAAAAUCAACCACAGAGAGCAGGUCAUGGCCGAUCGAAAACCUGAGACUCUGUCCAAGGUUAUAGUUGUUGAAAACGAAAGCAAAAAAUAUUCUUAUUUGGACCUCGUGAAGACUCCGAGAAUGAGGAGACUGACUCUGCUCACUGGUAUUUUGUGGUUUACAGUGGCUUGUCCUUACUAUGGAAUCAGCUUGAAUAUCAGUGGAUUUGGAGUGAACAUUUAUCUCACACAGUUCCUCCAUGGGACAUUCGACAUUCCAGCAAAAAUCCUUGUCCUUGUCGCCUUGAAUAAAUUAGGUCGAAGGCCAAGUCAAGCUGGAACACUUGUUCUGACUGGAUUGUGCAUAUUUUGCAACAUAUUUAUUCCUCAAGAAAUGCAGGUCUUUCGGAUAACUGUGGCAGUUUUGGGGAAGAUGUUCACAGAGGGGGCAUUUACAGCUGUUUUUCUGUAUACUGCGGAGCUUUAUCCCACUGUACUAAGGCAAAAUGGAAUGGGGUACUGUUCCUUUCUGGCACGUGCAGGUGUGUCUGUAGCUCCCUUGAUCAUGCUUCUUGAAGAUGUUUGGGUCUACCUGCCCAGUUCCCUUUUCACCCUGGUGGCUUUGAGUGGUGGGUUAGCGACUUCUUUCCUCCCCGAGACUUGUAACGUCCGCAUACCAGAAAUGAUCGAGGAUGUGGAACAGACAAGGAGAAGAUCAGUCUCCAUGUGUUAUGAGAAGUCGAGUUCUUAACUGUUUCUGUUCAUCUUUUUCAAGAUUUUUGUCUCGUCAUCAGUUUAUCAAAACAAAAUUGAACUCAGUCACUUGGAUUAUUAGGCACAGGAACUG
Messenger RNA from Thalassophryne amazonica, 1797 nucleotides. Its product is annotated as solute carrier family 22 member 7-like. The record is from RefSeq and is a predicted model, not a curated record. Gene Ontology annotation, biological process: transmembrane transport. The transcript has 10 exons. Gene Ontology annotation, cellular component: membrane. The coding region runs from base 4 to 1701 and encodes 565 amino acids. NCBI's taxonomy places the organism in Eukaryota, Metazoa, Chordata, Actinopteri, Batrachoidiformes, Batrachoididae. Gene Ontology annotation, molecular function: transmembrane transporter activity.